AUGGCUGCUUCUUCUUUCACUGUUUCUUCCACAAAUCUUCAAGCGAAGCAUCAUGUUUUCCUUAGUUUCAGAGGCGAGGACACCCGCUACAAUUUCACCAGUCAUCUCCACAAAGCUCUGAGUCGGAAAAUGAUUGCAACUUUUAUCGACAAUAAACUCCAGAGAGGAGAUGAAAUUUCACCAUCUCUUCUGAAUGCGAUCGAAGGAUCAAAGAUUUUGGUUAUCGUUUUCUCCAAAGAUUAUGCGUCUUCGAGAUGGUGCCUCCAAGAACUUGUGAAAAUCCUGGAAUGCAAGAACAUGCAUGGAGGGAUCGUGAUACCGGUUUUCUAUCAUGUUGAUCCAUCGGAUGUAAGAAAUCGAACCGGGAGUUUUGGAGAUGGAUUUACUGAGCUUGAAGAACGAUUUAAGGAGCAACCAGAGAUGGUGCAGAGAUGGAGGAGUGCUUUGAGUGAAGCAGCCAAUCUGUCUGGCUGGCCUUUGAAUGACAAGACGUCUGAAGCUGAAAUUGUGAAGGACCUAGUCGAUGAUAUUUUGAGGAGAUUGAGAAAUGUUAUAUCUCCGAGUGAUAACAAGAACUUGGUUGGAGUAGAAUCAACUAUCGAAGAAUUAAUUGAGUUGUUAUUGAGCAAAGAUGUUUGCACUCUGGGAAUUUGGGGCAUCGGCGGUAUAGGUAAAACAACUAUUGCCCGUGCUAUAUUCAAUAAAAUCUCGAAUUAUUUUGAAGGAUUCUACUUUGCUGAAAAUGUUAGGGAAGAAUUAGAAAAUCCUAAUGGACUAGUUCACUUGCGAGAAAAACUUCUUUCUGCUAUAUUAGGGGAUCAAAAUCCCAACACGGGAUGCUACAUCACAAAAAAAAGGCUUGGUCUAAUGAAGACUUUCAUUGUUUUCGAUGACGUAACAGAUUUUCAACAAAUAGAAGAUCUAAUUGAAGAUUAUAAAAGCAUGGCUUCAGGAAGACGAGUCAUUAUAACAACCAGAAAUAAACAAGUGCUAGAGAACUGCAAAGUAGAUAGAAUCUACGAAGUUAAGAAAUUAUCUCAUCCAGAAGAUCUACAUCUUUUUAGCCGAUAUGCUUUCAAACAAAAUCUCAUCCCAGAAGAUUAUUUGCGGCUCUCAAAUAAGGUAGUAAAUUAUGCUAAAGGUCUUCCAUUAGCUCUAAAAGUGUUGGGUUCAUCUCUAGUUAACAAGAGUGUAGAAGUUUGGGAAAGUACAAUAAGUAAACUAGAAGAAACUCCUCCUUUGAAUAUUUACAAGGUGUUAAAAGUAAGUUAUGAUGGACUGGAUGGUGAGGAGCAAGAUAUAUUUUUAGAUAUUGCAUGUUUUUUCAAAUGGAAGGACCAAGAUCUAGUAAUAAAAAUCUUGAAGGCAAGUGACUUAAAGGCGGAGUGUGGAAUAAGUGUUCUCGUUGAUAAGUCUCUCGUAACUAUAUCAUUAGACAAUAUGAUAACAAUGCAUGAUUUACUUCAAGAAAUGGGAAGGAAAAUUGUUCGUGAAGAAAAGGAUAUUGGCAAGCGUAGUCGCUUGUGGCAUCCCAAGGAUACUCAUCAUGUGUUGACAAAAAAUAUGGGAACUGAAGCGGUUCGAGGCAUAUGCAUGGACAUGUUUGAAAUAAGAGAUGUACACUUAAAUCCUCUCACUUUCUCAAAUAUGCAUAGUUUGAAAUUCUUGAAGGUCUAUGGAGCUGUUCAUAAUAAGGUGCAUGGGUUUCAAGGCCUGGAAUUUGAUUUCCCAGAGCUAAGAUAUAUUUGUUGGCAUAAUUAUCGGUGGAAAUCUUUGCCAUGCAAUUUUAAUCCCGAGAACCUUGUUGCACUUGAGAUGCGCUAUAGUAAUCUUGAAGAACUUUGGAGUAGUGUCCAGGUUCUUGUUAAUUUGAAAUACAUCGACCUGAGUUACUCAGUGCAUCUACGUCAGAUUGCGGACCUCUCACAGGCCCCGAAUCUUGAGAGUUUGAUUCUCGAAGGUUGUACAAGUUUGAUUGAGAUCAUUUCCCCAUCCACUCGGAAGGUCAAUAAACUUGUUAUUCUGAAUCUAAGAAAUUGCAAAAGCCUCCAUGGUCUUCCACCGGGUAUUCAUCAAUCAAAUUCUCUUAGAUUUGUCAUUCUUUCAGGUUGCUCAAAUCUCAAAACGGCUCCCAAGAUCUCAUGUAACACAGAACAACUAAGUCUGGAUGGAACUGCAAUAAAAGAAUUUUCCUCUACGAAUGAACCACCUUCUAGACUAGUUCAAUUCAGUCUUCAGAACUGUUCAAGGCUUGAAAGACUCCCAAGAAACUUUCAUAAGUUUGAAUCUCUCAAAUAUCUUUCUCUAUCUUCUUGCUCAAAUCUUGAGUCUAUUCCAAAGAUCCCACGCAAGAUAGAAGAGUUAUAUAUUGAUGGAAUUGCAAUAGAAGAAUUGCCCUCAUCAAUUGGGUCUCUAUCCAAUCUACAAACAUUGAGUCUCAGGAAUUGUUCAAGGCUCAAGAGUCUUCCGGAUGGCAUUUGUAAGCUAAAAUCUCUCAAGUAUCUGUCUCUCUCUGGUUGCUCAAACAUCAAGACAAUUCCAAAGAUCUCAUGUAAGAUGGAGCAAUUACAUUUAGAUGAAACGGCAAUAAAAGAAUUGCCCUCGUUAAUCGAGUAUCUAUCCAGUCUAGUCACUUUGAGUAUAAAAAAUUGUUCAAGUCUUGAGAAUCUUCCGGACGAAAUCUGUAACCUGAAAUCUCUCAAACAUCUCAAUAUCUCUGGUUGUUCAAAACUCGACAGAUUGCCUGAGGACAUCGGAAAUCUGCAAAGUUUGGAGGUGUUUGAAGCUAAUGGAAUUGCUGCAACCAAAUUACCAUCAUCCAUGGAAAGUUUGAGCAACAUUCGUGAAUUAUCUUUUGAGAGAUGGAAAGGGCAAGAGCUUGUGCGUUCUCUUUCUCCUAUGUUAUCAGGUUUGAAGCUUUUUAAGAAACUAAACCUGAAUGACUGCAAUAUCACAGAAUUACCCAACAGUCUUGGCGAUUUAUCCUUUCUGGAACAUUUAUAUCUUUCUGGAAACAAUUUUGAGAGCAUUCCAGCAACAAUCAUCAACCUUUCGAAGCUAUCGUCGCUCGACUUGAGCCACUGCAACAUGCUUCAAUCCUUACCAAACCUUCCUGGUGACAUACAACUUCUGGUAGCAGAUAGCUGCAAAUCUCUGCAAACAUUAUCCGAUUUGCCGAUUCCAAGCCAUGGCUAUUUCAACGGUAAUCUCAGCUUCAUUAAUUGCUUCAAUCUGGACUGGAGAACGCUCACAAAAAUUCUAGAUUACGCUCUGUCAAAUAUGUAUGAAAAGGCCUCUUACACUCACAAGAGUCCUUUCAGUUACAUGUGUUUCCGAGGAAGCGAAAUUCCCGAGUGGUUUAACUUUCAAAGUACUGCAUCAUUUCUAGAGCUCCCGGAAGGCUCGUUGAAUCAUAAUUUCAUUGGCUUCACCUUCUGCACCGUGUUAUCGUUCCAGGAUUAUAAAGCUGGGACGUUGCAUGUUAAAUGCGAGUUGCUUCUGAAAUGCGAAGAUGGCUUGAAGAAAAUGGGGAGCGGCAGCUUUUUAGCUUGGAACAAAGAGUAUGCGCCCUCCCAUGUCGAGUUUGAUCAUGUGUUUCUGGGAUAUGAUUGUCAAGUGAAUGAUAAACCGGAAUGGGAUGAAUUCCCUGAGGCCAUUAUCAAGUUCAGUGUUACAGAUGAAGAAUGCGUGGUGAAGAAGUGUGGAGUCCGUUUAUUGUUCAGCCAGGAGGAAUCAAUGAAUGAAUCCAGAUUAUGUUUGCUCUCCGAUGAGGAUGAAGAUGAGGAAGAUGAGCCACAGUGA
Messenger RNA from Pistacia vera, 3801 nucleotides. Its product is annotated as disease resistance-like protein DSC1. The record is from RefSeq and is a predicted model, not a curated record. Gene Ontology annotation, molecular function: protein binding; ADP binding. Lineage: Eukaryota; Viridiplantae; Streptophyta; Magnoliopsida; Sapindales; Anacardiaceae. The transcript has 4 exons. Bases 1 to 3801 code for a protein of 1266 amino acids. Gene Ontology annotation, biological process: defense response; signal transduction.